This is a messenger RNA of Dibothriocephalus latus, 138 nucleotides long. The record is from the annotation of a GenBank genome assembly. Lineage: Eukaryota; Metazoa; Platyhelminthes; Cestoda; Diphyllobothriidea; Diphyllobothriidae.
AUGGCCGUCAUCACCCCGAUGCCACCACCGCCCCCCGAAGAGACGAGCACACUGACACAUGACAACAUGAACAACGCAGACCAACGCGGGCACACGCUGGGACCAGACAACGAUGAUCGCCAGCCCGGCAGCAACCGA